Molecule: messenger RNA, 5054 nt
Organism: Ailuropoda melanoleuca (giant panda)
Lineage: Eukaryota; Metazoa; Chordata; Mammalia; Carnivora; Ursidae
Gene: DKK2
Product: dickkopf Wnt signaling pathway inhibitor 2
Exons: 4
Coding region: 714-1493 (259 amino acids)
Biological process (GO): negative regulation of canonical Wnt signaling pathway; multicellular organism development
Cellular component (GO): extracellular region
Molecular function (GO): receptor antagonist activity; co-receptor binding
Source: RefSeq, a predicted model, not a curated record
CAAAGGGGGCGGCGGUGAGAGAGCAAACGGGGAGAGCGAGAGCGCGCGGCGCGCACGACCGCUCCCAGGGCACUGCGGCGUCUCUGGCAGCGGUGGGCUGCCGGGUGUGACCCGGGGAGCGACACUUCGCCGAGACGGUGCCCGCGCGCGUGGGAGACCUCGGCUCUCCUCACCUCGAGGGUCCGAUCUGGGGCGUUCCUGCUCCCCUUAGAGCGCCCGCUAUCAGUGUGCCCUGCAAAGGCUGAGACAGAAAGGGUGAAGAAGGAAAAGAGAAAAGCAACUGAGGCCGAAGGAGAAGGAACUGGCGUGGCCCUCCAGAGCCAAUUAAGAGAAUCGGGCCGCGGACGUCCGGCGGGAACGCGGUGGUGCGGGGCAAGGAGCAGCCGGAGCGGUGCGGUCUGUGGGGCUGGGUCUUCUUGCACCUCGGGUCACGCCUCCUUGGCGAGAAGGCGUCUCGCCUUUGACUGCUUCCAGUUCCUGCAGAACUUCCUGCCCUGGUGGAGAAGCGGGUCUUGCUUGGGUCGCUCUCGCUCCGGGUCUGAGGCGUGAGACUGAAUUCACACGGUGCUGGGCCCCCGAAGCCAAGUGGGGUUGGGGGAACAGAGCCUUCGAGCCCCCGCACCCCGAGUAGGGGCGCGGUGUUGGGGUCCUCCUUCCCCUUGCACCCGCACCCCUCCGGGCUUUGCGCCUCCCCGGGGACCCCUCUCCGGGAAAUGGCCGCGUUGAUGCGGGGCAAGGACUCGUCCCGCUGUCUGCUCCUACUGGCCGCGGUGCUGAUGGUGGAGAGCUCACAGCUCGGCAGCUCGCGGGCCAAACUCAACUCCAUCAAGUCCUCUCUGGGCGGGGAGACGCCUGCCCAGGCCGCCAAUCGAUCAGCGGGCACAUACCAAGGACUGGCUUUCGGCGGCAGUAAGAAGGGCAAAAACCUGGGGCAGGCCUACCCUUGCAGCAGUGAUAAGGAGUGUGAAGUUGGGAGGUAUUGCCAUAGCCCCCACCAGGGCUCAUCGGCCUGCACGGUGUGCCGGAGGAAAAAGAAGCGCUGCCACAGAGACGGCAUGUGCUGUCCGGGUACCCGCUGCAAUAAUGGCAUCUGCAUCCCUGUCACUGAGAGCAUCUUAACCCCUCACAUCCCAGCUCUGGAUGGCACUCGGCACAGAGAUCGAAACCAUGGUCAUUACUCAAACCACGACUUGGGAUGGCAGAAUCUAGGAAGACCACACACUAAGAUGUCACAUAUAAAAGGGCAUGAAGGAGACCCCUGCCUGCGGUCAGCAGACUGCAUCGAAGGGUUUUGCUGCGCUCGCCACUUCUGGACCAAAAUCUGCAAGCCAGUGCUGCAUCAGGGGGAAGUCUGUACCAAACAGCGCAAGAAGGGCUCUCACGGGCUGGAAAUUUUCCAGCGGUGUGACUGUGCGAAGGGCCUGUCGUGUAAAGUGUGGAAAGAUGCCACCUAUUCCUCCAAAGCCAGACUCCACGUGUGUCAGAAAAUAUGAUCUCCUCUGAGGAAGCCCAUCACUAGCAGACUGUGCAUUUGUGUAUUUAAUGCAUUAUGGUAUGGUGGAAAAGACGUUUUGGAGCUCAGAAGAUGGCUAAAUAAGGAAUGUUGUAAGCAUGUAAGAGAUCACAGAGAGGGAAAAAGGAAAAGAGAAUAAGCAGAUUAGCAAGGUAACAAAUGUAGUACAACCGAUGCGUUUCCAUGAUGCAGCUUGUUUAUGUAAAUAACGUACACAUUUGUGAAAAUGCUAUUACUGAAAAAAAACAACGCACAGUGAAAAUUACUGACGAAUACCAUGUGACUUCCCGAGAGUUUAGGUUGUGCUGGAUGAUCAGUUUCCUUCGGAUUGGCGAUUGCCUGUAGAAAUUACCUGAAAACCAUGGUUCUCAUUCAAGGUUAUAGUUUAACAGAAUAGUCCCGUGGCAUACAACAGGCUCUAACGUAAAAUGAGUUCGUACAUAGGAAAUGAAAGCGUGGCCCCUAAUUAAUUCUCAGCACAGAAUCACUGUUGGGUUUGGAGCACACUACCGCUACGGCUCAAUGAGGGGCCUUGGUAGACAAGAAAAAAAAGCAGUCAGUAUUUUCCAAAUAAGUUCAAAAUAAUGGCAAGUCUUCUAUGAACACUUUUAGGAAAAAAACAAACUUGUUUUGCUUUAAACUGUUUAUUUACAUUUUUUUAAAAUGUAUUUUCACAGUAAUUCCCCAGGACCAGUAUAAGACAAAAACCGUCCAUUCACAUUCUAGAAUGGCAUUGCACCUUUUCUUGAUUGUAUGUGAUUCCUACCUUGAACAUAUUUUAUUUUCCAAACUAUCCCAAUUACUUGUGAAUAGUACAGAGCAGAAUUUCACAGACUGCAAAAAUUUUUAAGGUGUCUGAGAUGCAGCAUCAACGCUAAUAGACUGUUACUUGUUGAAGCUUGGGCAUUCCCCGUGUUCGAUAGAAUUAGAUUGGCAAACACAUUUAUUCUUUGCAGACACAGCAGCACAGUCAGGAGAAGCUGAUCACAGAGACUUGAUCUACAUUUGUGCUGCAUUGAGGGACACAAAGGAAAUGGACAAAACUUUAUCCAGUGCCCAGGUUUUGGCAACACGUCGAUCAUAUGUCUGAAGCACAAACUGACUGUUCCCAUUGGAAGCCCAAGGCAGCACAACCUGAAUGGAAGUUUUCCAUGGGAUUUGCUAUCACAAUAUUUACUGUGCAGAUGAGUUCUGUGUAGGUCACUAGUUGACCUCAAAAUAUUUAUUUUAUAUUUUUGAGGUCCUAAAAUAACAUGAGGAGGUCUCAUGAAAUGGACUCUCGAGGCAGGUGGCAUACAGUAAGGUUCCAUUGUCCUCCAUAAACUCCCAGCUUGCCGACGGCACCGUCUGAAAGUUCUGUACCAAUCUCUCUGCAACAGCUGUUUCUUGCCAAAGAUAUCGUUUCUGUUUUCUGCAGCCAUUGAAAGUAAAAAUAGAAAUGGAAUAACUUGUAAAAUCUACAUAUUGCUAACCUAUAGAAACCACAGUUUCCAAAUUCUUUGAAACCAUUUUAUUACUUUUUUUUACUGUACUCGUUCUCAAUAUUUAUGUCUAGAGCAUAAAGCAAAAAAGUUAUCUUAUAGUUGUUACUUUUGACCUUUUCUUUUAUAGACUGCAAGUCACUCCUUAAUUUUCUUUUCCUUAAACCCCUUCUGCAGUUUCAAAUUCAAGUUUUCCCAGUAGAAAUUGAAUCUGAGCCUGCACGUCUAUUAAGAAUCUCAGCUUCCCAUACACUUUACUAGGGUGAUUAAGAUGUACAUUUUUCCACAUGUCUGCUAAAACAAAAAUUAUAAGCUAAUCUAUCCAAGAACCAAAGUCUGUGCAAACAGGUUUCUAUAAGCUUGGCAACAUGAAAAUGGAACAUUUCAGUCAAACAUUUCCUAUAUAGCAAUCACAUUUACAAUCUGGUUUUUGCAUUAUUUCCCUUAUGUACAUCCCAAAAUUAUUAUUUGAAGUAAUUUAUUUACAGGAAAUGUUAAUGAGAUGUAUUUUCUUAUAGAGAUAUUUCUUACAGAAAGCUUUGUAGCAGAAUAUAUUUGCAGCUAUUGACUUUAUAAUUUAGGGAAAAAUGUAUAAUAAGAUAAAAUAUAUUAAAUUUUUCUCCUUCAAAAAUGGAAUUCAAAUUUCCUUGUGUUUUGCUUGUGAGAAAAACUUUCACAGAAUCAUAGAUUCUCAAAGUUCAAAUGGACGAUCUGAUUUGACACUUGGGGUAGGAAUCCUUUGGAUGACAUCACCAUGAGGUGAUCCAAGGCAGUUUACUAUUACUAAAGGCAGCUUAUUCACGGCAGGACGGAUGUAAUUGUUAGAAAGUUAUUUUUUCAUUAAACUAAAAUAUCCCAGCUUGUGCAUUCUACCCAUUCUUACUUUGUGUUCUGGAACAUCUUGGAACAAGGGCUCUCCACAAAACUUCUUCAAAACACUUGAAGCCACCUAGCCUAUUUCCUAUAAUCUUCUAUCCGAUUAAAAUUUCCCCAAAUAGAGAUGCCACCAUGUUAAGCAUAUUGGUUCAUUCCCCAGUGGCACAAAGCAGCUACAAACCAUCUUUAUCCCUAUAUGGAUACGACUGAGUUACCUGGCCCUGAGUGAACUCAAAGCCACGUCCUGGGAAAGUCUUUCCUCUGCUUCCUAAACACAGAGAUGUCAGGAGUGUUUGAUAAACAGAACUCACCAAUUUUGAGGCGGGGAGUGGUUGUAGAAGCCCAUGUUGUAUUAGAGAUGUUACUGGGGUGGAAAUGUGGACAAUGAACAUUGCAUGACAGUGGAAUGGAUUAAGUGUAGCAAUGGCAGCAUAAUGAAGCUGAAACAGUCCCAUAGCUAGAGGUCAGAGUUGAAGAUACCUCAAGCAUUGCUGAAAUAACUCCCACAUUAUUCUAAUUAGUCACUUAAAGUUAUUCUUAAAUAGUUAUCCAUUUCCUCAAAUUGAGAACAUUUGUAUUUCCUAGCUACAGUGUAUUUUUAGACUAUAACAGUCAUAUGGGUGAUAUUUUUCUUUUCCACCGAGCUCAGGGAGAUGCUCUGAAAACUGACAAAUUGUCUUGACUUCCCUUUUAGCCAAGAAAUACAAUGUCUUAUCACAGCCCUAGGAUUUGAGGGGGGAAGCAAUCAAUUACACUUUUCUCCACGCCCCGAAUUCAGGCCAUUUGAGAAAAAGAGUUAAGAAAGAAAGGCAAAUGACAGAUUACCCUAGGCUGAUAAAGUUAUCGGAGAGUAUGGUGUGUAGUGUAGGCCUGAGGAUACGAGAAAGAGCCAGGUUCCAGAGCAAGAUACUAGAAAGUUGCCAUUCUCAGACAACACCAGACAACAUCAUUUCUAUCUGUGGGAGCUUCCCCUGUAAAAUUUACUGCAUGAAUGGGCAGAACAGAGUGACACACUUUCUUCUGGCAAUUUGUGGCAAAGAAGGGUGGAGAAGGAACAGAAUUAUGCAUUUCUCCUUCAAGAAUCUCAUUUGAAAUUCUACAAAAUUGGAUAAUUCACAGCACAUGAAAGGAAUGAGUGAGGGAUAGAGACAAAGAUUAUUAUACUCUUCACAUUCAACUAAUGU